AUGUGUGAUGAGGGUCCCUUGGCUCCGCUCCGUGGAGAGGUCGGGCAGAAUCCGCCCAAAAAUCGUCAGGUGCUGUGUCUCCCCGACCCCUGGGCUGAGCGCUGGUCCUCGGUGCCCCCUGUGCCCUUGGAACGCGCACUGCGACGGCGCUGGGACGUGAAACGCCGCAGCUGGAGCUGUCAGGAAGUGCUGGUUCGCGUAGAGGCGGAACCUUUCGCCAAGGGGGCCAUGCGGAUCUGUCACAGGGCCUCCUUGCUGCGCCGGAACUGGGUUGCCAAACGCUACAGCAGCGAUCCUGACGUCUCUGCCCUGGAGAGUGAUGUGAUGAUGCAGAUGAUCGCCAAAAGCUAUGCGGAGAGGUUCAAUGCGUGUGCGCCACCCAAGAAGGUCGAUUUCAUCGAAGCCUCCAUCUUGCAACUGCCUGAGCGUGACGGAAACCUUCCCCGCGACUUUGCCGUGGAGGCCUACCUGGAUGGUAGCUUUACGAAGCACUCCUCCAACUCGGGCUUCGUGGCCGACGAUGUGGUGAGGAAUACGCCGCAUGCCUUCUCCCAUUUUACCUUUGAAGCUUCGGGAGCUGAGCAAAUUGUGGUGGACAUCCAAGGUGUGGAUGACUUGUACACAGACCCACAGAUCCACACAGCCUCCAGCGGCACCACGCGCUUCGGUCGGGGCAACAUGGGCCUCCGAGGCAUGGCGCUCUUCUUUGCCAGUCAUCGUUGCAACAGUCUCUGCCACCAGUUGGGUCUGACGCCGUUCGCUCAUUCGCCCAUGCCUGGUGAUGGCGCUGCAACCGAAUACAGGCAGCGCGAUGAAACAGCUAGCCCACGAGACGAUGGCGAGGAGUUAUUUCUCACUCCUGCUGCACAGUUGGUGCCUUCACGGCCCAGCAGUUCCAACAGUCAAGCCCAGAUGUAUUCAAAGGUCCACUUUGCCCUGGCCAUGCUGCAUGCCCGCCACGUGCAAGCCAACGCGGAGUUCAUCGGGCACAACGUCUUGACCUCCCCGGCGCAAGGUUUGUUUCACCUCCAAGUGUCAGCAGACUUGGGCAAUGUACAAGGAGCCUUGGCGUUGGCGUGCUUGCAUUUGAACCUGCGGCCGCGCAAAGGCGUCUUGCGAGCUCUCGGCAGCUCACUGCAGAGGCCUUUGAGCCUCGAUGAGGCCGCGGCUUUCCCGUAUAUCCUCCAGGCUGCCGAACAGGGCGUCUGUCGGGCCAUGUCCAGCGUCGCGUUCUGCUACCAACGUGGCAUGGGUUGUCGGGUCGACGCCACCAGCGCCGUACAUUGGUAUCGUCAGUGCUUAUCGGCACGCGCCGUGCGGAACGCGGAGGACGAGUUGUCCGAACGGGAAGAGGAGCGGGAAGCGGAGCGACUGCCAGGUGGCCUAUUGGCGGAGCACCAGAUCCUCUCCGGCCUGGCGGAACUCUAUGAGGCCGGCAGCGGCGAUGGCUCGCUGGCGCCCAACCCGCGCCUGGCGUGGCAGUUCCAGCUGUUGGCCAAGAGCAGCGCCAAGCGCGACGAGGAGAGCGAGGCCAGCGAAAUGGAGGCACCUUCAAUGGGAAUCGGUUAA
Molecule: messenger RNA, 1569 nt
Organism: Cladocopium goreaui
Lineage: Eukaryota; Dinophyceae; Suessiales; Symbiodiniaceae
Source: the annotation of a GenBank genome assembly